This is a messenger RNA of Acytostelium subglobosum LB1, 1401 nucleotides long. RefSeq lists its product as hypothetical. The transcript is spliced from 2 exons. Gene Ontology annotation, molecular function: protein serine/threonine kinase activity; ATP binding. The record is from RefSeq and is a predicted model, not a curated record. Gene Ontology annotation, biological process: protein phosphorylation. The coding region runs from base 1 to 1401 and encodes 466 amino acids. NCBI's taxonomy places the organism in Eukaryota, Evosea, Eumycetozoa, Acytosteliales, Acytosteliaceae.
AUGGGAAAGGGACAAAGCAAAAUUAAGAGAGAUGGCAACAAUGCAGCAUCGGCGGCUGGAGGAUCAAAGAAGCCAAGCAAGACAACAAAGAAGAGAAACGAUAAAAAUGUAAAGGGUUCGACAGAGGCAAGCAAUGCUUCAACUGCCGGCGAUAUGAGGGCGACAGACACGACUCCAGCAGCCGCCACACACAACGCAGAGCAGCCAUCUACCCAGCAGGCAGACAAGAACCUCACCUCAAAGCAAUCCCAGAACCAGAUAUCACAACAACAGCAGCAACAACAGCAGCAAACACCACAACAACAACAGGGCGAGCAAGCAAAGGAUAAUGGCGCGACACAAGAGGUUGGCGAUGACGAUGAGGGUCCCGAGGAGAUCAUCUUCUCCAAGAACAAGCAGUCCGUCACCAAGGACGACUUUGAGCUGCUCACGGUCAUUGGCAAGGGAAGCUUUGGCAAGGUGAUGCAAGUGAGAAAGAAGGACGACAACAAGAUAUACGCCAUGAAGGUGCUGAGGAAGGAGGCCAUCAUCGCUCGCAAGCAAGUCAAUCACACCAAGUCCGAGAAGACCAUCCUUCAAGGCAUUGCACAUCCAUUCAUUGUUAACCUUCACUUUGCUUUCCAAACUCGCGACAAACUAUAUAUGGUCCUCGACUUUGUUAAUGGUGGAGAACUGUUCUUCCAUUUGAAGAGGGAGGGUAGGUUCUCUGAGCCACGCGUCAAGCUGUAUGCGGCAGAGAUCGUGUCGGCACUGGCACAUCUGCAUCAGCAGGACAUUGUGUAUCGUGACCUCAAGCCAGAGAACAUCCUGUUGGACUCUGAGGGACACAUUUGUAUAACAGACUUUGGCCUGUCCAAGAAGAUCGAAACCACCGAUGGAACGUUCACAUUCUGUGGCACGCCCGAGUACCUUGCGCCCGAGGUGCUGAACGGCCACGGUCACGGCUGCGCAGUCGACUGGUGGAGCUUGGGAACGCUGCUCUAUGAGAUGCUCACAGGCCUGCCCCCCUUCUACUCGCAGAACGUCUCGAUGAUGUACCAGAAGAUCCUCAACGGCGAGCUCAAGAUCCCCAGCUACAUCUCGCCCGAGGCGCGCUCGCUGCUCGAGGGUCUGCUGACGCGUGAGGUCGACCGUCGUCUGGGAUCAAAGAGCGGCAACGACGUCAAGAAUCACCCAUGGUUCAAGAGCAUCGACUGGGACAAGCUGGACAGGAAGGAGAUAGAGGUGCACUUCAAGCCCAAGGUAAAGUCCGGCAACGACAUCAGUCAGAUCGAUCCACUGUUCACUCAGGAGAAGCCAAUGGACAGCAUUGUCGAGGGUUCCACUCUCAGCGACGCCGUCAACAAGGAGAACAGUUUCGAAGGUUUCACUUAUGUUGCCGAGUCCGUGCUCACUAAAUAA